AUGAACUGUCAAACGCAAGGUAUGAAUGUUGAUAGCCAUUUUUCGGGUGCCAGUGAGGAUGUUCCGGGGGGAGGUGAUGAGGUGAUUGGCAAUUUUCCGGCGGGGAUUGAUGGUGGGGUGGGUGGUGUUAAGGUUAUGAUGCCGAAUUAUACGGUUUAUAGUGCUUCUGAUGUUACUCUGCUUAAUGGAGAGGCUAAUUUUGAUCAACUUACGUUAUCAUUUCGUGGAAGAAUUUAUGUUUUUGAUGGUGUUCCUACUCAGAAGGUUCAAUUGGUUUUUCAACUUUUGGGUGGAUAUGAGUAUUCUCCUGGCACACAAGCUUUAGGUUUGUCGAGCGCAAGCCAGAAGGACUAUGUGGACAAUCCAGUGCAUUGUGCAGAUCCAAAAAGACUCGAAUCCCUCCUUAGAUUUUAUGAGAAAAGGAAGAAGAGAUGCUAUGAAAAGAAAAUCAGAUAUGGUAUCCGCCAAGAAGUCGCAUACAGGAUGGAGCGUAAGAAUGGCCUAUUUGCUCGAAAAGGUUCGACUAAACCAAAAGAGGAGAACAUCCCUCCAGAAGAAACUUGGUGCACCCAUUGCGGAACUAGUUCAAACAACACCCCUAUGAUGAGGCGUGGUCCUGAUGGCCGAAGGACUCUUUGCAAUGCAUGUGGCCUCACUUGGGCAAAUAAGGGGGUAAUGAGGACUCUCUAUAGGGCAUCCUACGACAAUACCGAGCUCACAGAACUAGAGGAUGAAAAUCACAGCAACUCUGACUACGGAGCUCCUCCAUGUUCCGUCUCUCAUCAAGUUUCUUCGUCAGCCUGCCAGUGAUUCGUCAGUUAUGGUAGCUUGACAAAGAGUUUGAUGCCUUAGAAAGAGAGCUACAGUACUAUAUCAACAUGUCUUCUUCUCAUCCGACCGAAAGAUUUCAUAUACUUACAUUUCAUCAUCACUAAAACUUUUUAAACAGCUUGGUGACACACAAUUGAGAUCUAUCACAAAUUUUGUUCCAUUCUUGUCAAGUUUUACAUUGACAGGUUAACGCUUGAACUAAAAUUUGUUGGUGAUUGAUUACCUGUGUUACUUGAAGUCCGAUACUGAUUUGCAGCUUUUCGCAUCAAAGACCUGCUACAUUAAUUUACAUAUCCAGCAUCUAGAUAAAGCUUCUAUUUAACUUUAAGCAAACAUGUUUGAACCUUUUGUAUAUCGAACUUUGCCUUUUUGGAUCAUCAUAAUCUUAUUGCUGAAGAAUGAACA
This is a messenger RNA of Capsicum annuum, 1236 nucleotides long. Its product is annotated as GATA transcription factor 25-like. Bases 1 to 810 code for a protein of 269 amino acids. The transcript is spliced from 7 exons. The record is from RefSeq and is a predicted model, not a curated record. NCBI's taxonomy places the organism in Eukaryota, Viridiplantae, Streptophyta, Magnoliopsida, Solanales, Solanaceae. Gene Ontology annotation, molecular function: sequence-specific DNA binding; zinc ion binding; protein binding. Gene Ontology annotation, biological process: regulation of DNA-templated transcription.